Molecule: messenger RNA, 3006 nt
Organism: Drosophila montana
Lineage: Eukaryota; Metazoa; Arthropoda; Insecta; Diptera; Drosophilidae
Product: basic proline-rich protein
Exons: 5
Coding region: 119-2776 (885 amino acids)
Source: RefSeq, a predicted model, not a curated record
UAAAGCGUCGUUGACGUUCUUUACAAUUCGCAAAAGUGGAAAGAAAAAGAAAAAUUAUGUAGACUUUUUGGCAAAAGAGAAAACUCCCAAGCGGAAGAAGAAGGCUGCAGCCAGUAAAAUGUCUGCAGUUUAUUCGCCGCAACCGCCGCCGCAGCAGCAGCAGCCACCGACGCAGCAUCCGCCGGGCACCGUGCAGUUGCCGCCGCCGCAGGCGCCGCCACAGCAACAGCAGCAACAAACACAACAGCAGCAGCAGCAACAACAACAACAACAGCCGCCUGGCAGUGGACAAGGGCCGCCAGGUGGCGUUGGAGUUGGACCAAUGGGACCCAUGGGUCCGAUGCAGCAGCGCGUUGGCCCCGGGCCAGUUGGUAAUCCCGUCGGCGGUGUCGGCGUCAUGAUGGGCACACCACCCAAUCCGAAUGCACAACGUGGCGGCGUUCCCACGCAGCAGGUGAACUCGGCACAAAUACAAAAAAUGCUGGACGAGAAUUGCGGACUCAUCCAAGCUAUACAGGACUUUCAAAACAUGGGCAAAUCACAGGAGUGCAUGAGCUACCACGUGGCGUUGCAUCGUAAUCUGGUCUACUUGGCACAACUUGCCGAUCCCCAAAUGAAUAUUGCCCAAAUUCUGCCACCGCCGCAGCUAUUGCAAACGCAGGCAAUGCAGCAGGGCAACCAACCACCGGCGCCACAUGGCAUGACAGGCGUGGGUGUGCCGCCGCCUGGACAGCAACAGCAGGUUCAGGGUCAACAGGGCGCACCGGGGCCGCCCCCGCCGGGCAGUGUCAUUCAGUCACAGAUGAUGCAACAUGCCGGAGAUGGUGGCGUUGGACCCGUACAAAUGCCUCCCUAUCCUGGCCAGCAGCAACAGCCUUCACAUCCGGGCAUGCCGCCCAACGCUCAACAGCAAUCUCAGCAACAACAACAGCAGCAGCAGCAGCAACAACAAGCCGGCCAAGUGCAGCAGGCGCCGCAAGUUAGCCAGGCUGGUCCCCAGCCGCAGGCCGCCUAUCGCAACGUACAGGCCGGCGCUGGCCAAGGGCCUCAGGUUGUGUCCAAUGCAGCACCCAAUCAGCAGCAGCAGCAGCGGCCAAACAACGGACCGCUGCCGCCCGGGCAGAGUCAGGCGCCGCCACCGCAACAGCAGCAACAACAGCAGCAGCCGCCCAACCAGCAACAGCAGCCGCAACAGGGUCCGGGGCUGGUGCCUCCACCGCAGGCACAGUACCGGGUCAGCUAUCAACAACAACAACAGCAGCAGCAACAGCACGGACACUAUCCGGGCUAUCCGCCGCAGUCGCAGCCACAGUACCAGCCUCAGAAUGCGUAUCCGUAUGGACCGCCCGGUCAAAGCUAUGGGCCACCACCGCCGCCACCAAAUGCUCAGGCUGCCUACCAUCAUGCUGGCAUGCCGCCCACAUCGACUGCAGCGGGUGCACAAGGAGUGGUGCAUGCCUAUCAGCCCAAUCCAAAUGCUGGCGGCGUGUCUGCCGGAGGUCAGCAGCAGCAAGCGCCGCCGCCGGGUGCAUAUCCACCACCACCACCCAGCCAGCAGGUGACACCAGGGCAGCAACCCCCACCGCCACCAACGCAAAUGUACGGGCCACCGCCAACAGCUGGCGGACAGUCGGGACCGCCGCCGCCUGGUCCUCCACAGAAUGUGCUGCCCAAUCAAUAUGGGCCGCCACCACCGCAAAAUGCUGGUGCUGUGGCACCCGGACCGCCACCAAUGGGCUAUGCAGGCUAUCCGCCGAAUCAGUACGGACAGGGGGGCACGCCCGGUGGACCGCCCGGCAACUAUGGACCGCCGCCCACUAGCCAAUCACAGUCCCCGUACCAGGCGUACCAGCAGGCAACCGGCGCGCCACCCGGCAGUUAUCCGGGUCAACCUGUGCCCGGUCCACCAAAUGCCCAGCAGCAGGUCAGCGUUGCGGGCACAAAUGCUGGACCGCCGCCACCGCCGGCUAGCUACAGCACAGCACCCAGCCAGACACCGCCGCCGCCACAGCAACAGCAGUCGGCGUCCAAUCAGCAACAGCAGCAAGCAGGCAAUCCGAAUGGACCCAAUACGCCGCAAUCGACGCCACCACCACCCACAUCUGUGGCAGGUGUGCCACCAAAUCAGCAGGCGCCAGGCGCGAGCGGUGCCCAGCAGCAACCGCAAUAUGCUCCACAACAGCAGCAGCAACAACAGCCACUGCAGCAACAACAACAACAGCAACAAGGACAGCCUGGCCAGCAGCUAAAUGCCGCUGUGUCUGGUGUAUCGCCACUGCCCACACAGCAGCAACCGACCUAUUCGACGCCACCCACUAGUGUGGCUGGCUAUGGAACACCACAGCAACAACAGCAACAACAACAACAACAGCAGCAGCAGCAACAACAACAACAGCAGCCACAAGGCGGUCCACCGCCGCAACAGGGCGGUCCACCGCCCGGCGGACCACCAAACUCAAAUGCGCCACCACAACCGAAUGGGGCAACACCACCAAUGGCACCCAAUCAAUAUCAGCCAGCGCCUGGCUCACAGCCAUACGGAGCACCACCACCACCGCCGCAGGGCUAUGGACCGCCGCCGCCAGGGAGCGCAUAUCCAGGACACGGUUACCAUCAGCCGCCGCAGGCAGGUGGCUAUGCGCAGUAUCCGCCGUCACAGGGCUAUCAGGGCUACAGGCCAGCCCCGGGCGGUGCACAGAUGCCACCACCGGGCGCACCACAAGGACCGCCGCCGGCAGGCGCAUAUGGCUACUAUGGUAGUCAGCCGCCACAGUGAGCAUUCGAUGUCAACGAUUUGCGCAGGCUGGAUAAAAAGGAUGACAAGAGCAGAACACGCGCCACGUAAUGUUCCUUCUUGCUCUAUCGCUACCUCUUUCCCUAUCUCUCUUUCUCUCUCACUGUCAUGCGCUAUCCAUCAGUUAUUUCCCUAUUAACAGUACUUGUCUCCUGCUUUUGCGAUAGAUGCGCAGGAAUUCGAAAGCAUAAAACAAAAUACUUCUUAACAUA